Saccostrea echinata is the source of this 2692-nucleotide messenger RNA. Its product is annotated as tyrosine aminotransferase-like. The transcript is spliced from 9 exons. NCBI's taxonomy places the organism in Eukaryota, Metazoa, Mollusca, Bivalvia, Ostreida, Ostreidae. The record is from RefSeq and is a predicted model, not a curated record. Bases 12 to 1301 code for a protein of 429 amino acids. Gene Ontology annotation, biological process: aromatic amino acid metabolic process; biosynthetic process. Gene Ontology annotation, molecular function: L-tyrosine:2-oxoglutarate transaminase activity; pyridoxal phosphate binding.
AUUAAUUAAAAAUGUCAACACCGAACAAAAAGAUGAGGAUGAACUGGGAAGUUCCAGCUUCCCGGAUGUCACACCAGACGUUCAAUCCGAUUCGUAACAUUGUAGACACAAUGCAGCUUACUCCGAAUCCAGAUAAAGAAAUGAUAGCUCUAUCUAUUGGAGAUCCAACUGUUUUUAACAAUUUGCCAAUUCCGGAGCAUAUUAACAACUGUAUAAUCGACAAGAUACAGGGUCAGAAACACAACGGCUACAACCCUUCUAUAGGUUAUGAAGAGUCCAGAGAAGCAGUGGCUAAAUACUCCACGAUACCAGACAGACAACUCACAGCUAAGGAUGUGAUAUUGACUGGUGGUUGCUCUAUGGCCCUUGAUCUGUGCAUCUGUGUACUGGCUAACCCAGGGCAGAAUAUCAUUGUACCGCAGCCGGGGUUCUCCAUCUAUAAAACUCUGGCCGAGUCCCACGGCAUUAACGUCAAGCACUACAAUCUACUGCCAGAGAAAAACUGGGAAGUUGAUCUGGAUCAUCUGGAGUCCCUGAUAGAUGACAAAACAGCGACAAUUGUCAUUAAUAAUCCAUCCAAUCCUUGUGGUUCCGUGUUCAGUCGCAACCACCUGCUUUCAAUUUUGGACCUUGCUAAAAAACACAAAGUUCCCAUCAUUGCUGAUGAAAUAUAUGAACAUUUUGUGUUUUCUGGGAAUCAGUAUCACUCCCUGGGAUCUCUGUCAGAUGACGUUCCCAUUCUGUCAUGUAGUGGGCUCACUAAAAGAUUUCUAGUCCCUGGCUGGAGGCUUGGUUGGAUUGUUAUCCAUGAUCGCCAUGACGCGUUUAAGGACGUGCGGCCAGGACUAGUCAGACUGACUCAGCGACUACUUGGUCCUAAUUCCAUCGUACAAGCCGCUCUUCCAGAAAUCUUGACAGGCACGCCACAGCAUUUCUUUGAAGAUACUUUAAAGUAUGUGGAAGAGAAUGCUAGGAAUUUCUACAACAGGAUCUCUAAAAUUCCAGGUCUGAAGCCUGUGGAACCUCAGGGUGCCAUGUAUAUGAUGAUUGGCAUUGACACAGAGCAUUUCCCAGGAAUUAAAGAUGAUGUAGAUUUCACUGAGAAGUUGGUCAAAGAACAAAGUGUUUUCUGCCUGCCUGCUAAGUGUUUCCAGUUUCCAGACUUUUUCCGGAUAGUUCUAACAAUUCCCAAAUCUAAAGUAUCCAUGGCCUGUGACAGAAUUGAGGAAUUCUGUAGAGAUCAUUACAGCCAGAAAAAAGUCCAAGGCAAGACCGUGACUAAUGGCACUGCCUGUAAUUAGACUGACCCAUGACCAGUGGCAAUGCCUGUAAAUAGACUGACCCAUGGCCAGUGGCAAUUAAUGCCUGUAAAUAGACUAUCCGAUGACCAAUUUCUGGAUGACAUCUGACUUGACUUACUUUAGGCUGCAUUAUGGUUCAGAAUACCAUGAUACUCCUUAUAGGACCAAUAACUUAUUCCACAGCUUUACAGAACUUUUGAAAAGUUAAGAUAUUGUUUUCAAAGCUUAUGUUUUUCAUGAUGAUUUAAUCAAGAUAAUUUUCUAAGAAACAUAUCAGAGUGUCUCAGUAUAACGUACAGGUAACUCUUGAUGGCUUGAACUUCCAUCUGAAGUGAAUCUCCAGUCCCGAUUUAUUUCCCUAUAUAACUAAGCAAAUUUACUCUUGAACUCUAUCUCUCAAACCCUUGAUCCCUCAUAGUCAAAAUGCCGUCCUGCUGUGCAUAAUCUAUUGCAAUUCACCCUUUACCUGGGCAUUUAAAUGGCUUCAGGCAUUAGACAUGUGACCCAAGAAACGGAUGUUUAUUAUUCUGUGACACUUGUAUCGCAAGGUGAUAAUUGAUCAUAUUGUUGCCUGUCUGCCCCUAAAAUAAUUAAGAUAAACUGUCUUGCAAUAAAUUAAAGAUGCAGUGAAAAUUAGAAAUUGAUUAUAAUAUGAGAAAUUAAUUUUGAGUAAGUGUCAAAUGAAUGAUGUCGUUUUCAUCAAUCAAAAGUGUAAUCUGAUGUUCGUCUUAUCUAGAUAAAUAAAUAUAAUGACAAUAUACAUUUUUUGGUUUAAAAAAAAGAUUCACCAGAAAAAUACAAAGGAGUGUUGUUUUUAAUGCAUGUGUUUGAGAUUAGCACUGGAAAUGGAGAAUUGUAACAUCUGGUUAGACUAAUUUUAUAAUUUGUCAAUCAACCCGCAAAAUUCCAGACUCUUGAACUCUUGAUCUCUCGAAUAUUUUCUGUGGUCCUGUGGAUUUUGAGGCAUUCAAAGUUACCUGUACCUAGUCAUUUGUGCCAAAUAUUAAUAGCGAUUCUCUGUAACCACUUAAACUUCUUUGCCACGCAUGGUCACCGAUUUGGAUGAAACUUUGCCCAUUAUAACAACUUGACACCAGAAACAUAUAUCAAAUAAAAUUUCGUUGCUUUGUGUCUUGGUUGCCAUGGUAACAGCCAGAAAAGUUGAAAAAAUUGAGAUUUUCAGCUACUUUGAAUCUUUAUUACACCUAAAUAAAGACCAAGAAAAACAAACAAACCAUUCUCCCAAAAACAUGACACCUUGUUGCCACUUAUGCUAUAGAGAAACUAUUAAGAAUUUAUCUGUUUGUAAGUGGUAACCAUGGGUACAUUUGGAAUACAUUUUAGAUGCUGAAAAAUGCUGAAAAACGCUCAAUAUUCACAAAUGAUGGAUG